AUGCUCCAGCGCCCGAGCAUCGAGCCCUUCCUCGUCGAGAAGGAGGGCCGCAGCGAGGUCGACAUGGCGCCGGCCAUCGAGUGUCUUACGCCCAAGGAAGCGCCGUCGCCAUCCUCGGCGGCAACGACGUCGCGACGAUGGCACUGGGUCCAUACCCAGCUGACGCAGAAGGUCCUGUACAUCAUCCUCUUUUGCCUCUCGACCUUCUUGAGCUCAUCGAUCGCUUGCGGCUGGGUCGCCAACGCGGUCCAUCGCCCGACGUCGACGCCCUUCUCGCUCGCGCGUGCCCAAGCGGUCCUUCAGGCGCACGGGACAGCGUACGACGAGUGCAUUCAAGACGCACUCGCCCACGAGAUGCUCGCGCUUGUUGCGACAUGGAGCCACGAGCAAGAGGUUGUUGCUAGCAUUGCAGCUGCCAACGAGGUGGCGAUCCUCGCUUUGGCGAAUGCAACCUCGGCCUGCAAAGCGACCCUUGUUGAGCUGCAAGCCACGUUUCCUCUAUCGUCGUCGGGCAACGUGCUCUGCUCGCCCGAUGACCAACUGGCCCUCGAGACGCUCCAGAACGCGUAUUCGCUUACGCAGCCGCCGACAAACAGUCGUGUCUUUCUUCGCUUCCCCAACGCCCAAGCUCAAGCCGACGCCACGGCGCUGAACCGGACGCUCACCAAGUUUCAAGAAAGUAUCAACGCAGACGCGCUUGCUCUUCGCGACGUCGUUUCGGCCGGUGCAUCCUCGCUCCAAACCAACAUGGACAAGACCCACGCGGCCGUUCUCACGCUCCAGAGUCAGUGGUCGACAGCGACAAGCGACACGGUUGAUAUCCACGGCGUUCUCAGUUCGCUCCAAGGCGCCAAGGCUUCCGCGGCUGCCAUCGAAGCCGUCCUCGCCAAGGCCAAGCCGGCGCUGGCCGCGGUCGGAAUCGCCCUUCCGCCAAUUCGCAUUGCGCUGGACCUGGAGACGUCCAUGACGCAACUCCUUCUCUUUGGCUCUGUGAUGAACCGAUCGAUUGCAGCGGUUGCGGACGCGCAAGAGGCAACGCGAGAUGACGCACGCGCGUGGGUCGCAGGGCUUGGCAACGCGAUGGACGCCGCCAACGCUACGACCGCCAACUUUGCAUCGCAGGUCGCGCGGUACACAACGCCCAACGCCUCGUCGUCGUUGCACCGGGCGACCUUUGGCAACUGGACGCUCCGAGAUGCGCUGCUGGAAGAGCGAGGUGGCGCUGUCGUCGACACGUAUCCCGCGUGGUGCAAAGUCGUGAAUGCAUCGGGCACGGUGGUGCCGGCGGGGACAGCGACCGACGACGAUGCACCUGGCAGCGAUCGACGAGGUGCGUACGGGGUCAACUUCCAAGGCAACGUGGUCGCGACGUCGCUUCCACUCGAUUUUCUCGUUCGACUCGCGCUCUGCGUGCUCGUGACCGUUCGGAUUGCACAAGACGCAUUCACCGAGGUCCCCGAGAUCGACAACCAAAACGCAUCGCGCCUUCAAACGACAGCGGACUGGCUCGACGUGCUCCGUUGCCGCCACUCGAUCUUGGAUGUGCUGUCGAGCAUCUGCCGCCUCCGUCUUUGGCCGUUCCUCGUUGCGGUCCUUCUCGGUGUCGUGCUCACGGCCAUGACCGUGCUCAUUAUCCUCCCAUUGAAUCGCACGCACAGCGAGGCGUGUGCCAACGCGACGAUGUCGGAUCCGUCGCCCAACUGGCUCGGCAACAUCGUCCUCACCUUUGCAAGUUCGUCCAUGACGGCGAACGGCGCCCUGCACGCCUCGGCGGGCGUCUCGACGCUGCAGUCGCUGCACGACAACUCGUGCGCGGCCAGUCAGCUGAGCCUUUUGCGUGCCAGCAUGGGCCACCACGCCAACGCAUCGUUGCGGUAUCGCGAGUACGCCCAGCUGCACGCGCUCGUGACGCAGCUGCGCAAGUGCAUGCCGUCAAACGACAUGCGCGCCGAUUGUGCCGUGUCCCCUGAGGCUGUCGCUGCACUCACGCCACUGCAGGCGUCCUACACGUGCCCGGCCUACACUGCGACACGCCGCCGCGUCCAAAGCGCUUGCGCCGCCGUCGUCCGCAGCUUUGCAAGCGGCGACGGCAAGGCCCACGUAUGCGCGCUCGAGCGCUCGCUGCUCGAAGUGGUCUCGGUCGCGUGGGUUUCGGUGCUCACGUUCGUCCUCCUCAACGGCGCGCACCUCUGCUUUAUGAAAGCGGUCGCGUUCUGGCUCUGGCGCGCGCUCAGCGCCGGGCGGUACCCGUUCGUGGGCUUUGUUGACGGUGAUGGCAACGCAUUGGACGCCGACCAGCUGCGCGUGGGCCUCGAGCGCCGCCUCGCUGAGCACACGCGUCUCUGCCGUCUCUACGCCGGCCUCGCGACGGCGCUAUGGCUUGUGGCCUUUCUAUCGGCGCAGCGCAUCCUCGCGACGCUCGGCUAA
Molecule: messenger RNA, 2427 nt
Organism: Saprolegnia parasitica CBS 223.65
Lineage: Eukaryota; Oomycota; Saprolegniomycetes; Saprolegniales; Saprolegniaceae
Exons: 8
Coding region: 1-2427 (808 amino acids)
Source: RefSeq, a predicted model, not a curated record